Molecule: messenger RNA, 2349 nt
Organism: Colletotrichum destructivum
Lineage: Eukaryota; Fungi; Ascomycota; Sordariomycetes; Glomerellales; Glomerellaceae
Exons: 6
Coding region: 1-2349 (782 amino acids)
Source: RefSeq, a predicted model, not a curated record
AUGGACCCCGACUCCCAGCGGACGGGGCAGCAGUGUUUCUACCCGGAUCACGCCCCACGCCGACGUCGAAGACCCGCGUCGCUGCUGACCAACUUUCCCAUAUACGCUCCCGGCGACGGCUACGUCGACAUCAGAUACGGGCCGCCGCUCGGAACUGGUCCCAACUACCGUGAUAUCCUCACGACACACCCCCAGCUUUUGUCCCUUCCUCGCCCCGUCACUGCAGGCAUUCCCGACCUCAGGUCCGAGAUACUACAACACGACGGCUGUAACUAUGGCCUGGACCAAGGCUACUACCCUGACGAGCUGCCGGAUGGUCCCGACUGCCAGUUCCCGUUGCCCUUCUCAGUCGAUGAAGCCAACGCUGCUUAUGCCCUGGACUCUUGCAGCCUCCAUGUUGAUGCCACCAUCGAGGAGAAACAGGCCAGUCCAUGGAGCACCUCUAAGCCGAUCGAGAGGGCCGCCUCCUCCGCCCUCAGCUCUUCCGGUUCGUCGGAUGACGACAUGGAAUGGGCCGUCGACUUGGGCUGGACAACCUCCCAAGUCGGGAGCCCGUCUCAGUUCCUCGAAUCGUCCGACAUGGCCGCCAUCGACGGCUUGGCAACGCCAACUAGUUGCAGGGCGGCCCCCAAGGUGGCUUCUCCAACGGAAAAGCAACAGCCGGUUGACGACGAACUCCUCGCAGGCGUCAGAGCACCGCCGACGCCGCCUCUUCUGGGCCGGAAUGGAAUAAACGCAUCUUCGCAAUCAUUCUAUGGACUGCGCGACGCUGUCUGCCGCUCGCUCGGCAAGAAUCAGCAUGAAAUUGCUCAUGCUCUGGCCGCCCCUGAAAAUAAGACGCCAAACACCAGUAGGACCGCGGACCUAGUGCCGGUUGGCGAGUCAUAUUCUUACGAUGGCUCUUGGUGGACGCUGGAGAGUGGUACGGCUCUGCAAGCGUACAUUGCAGCCUUUACCGACUGUUUCUACAGUUUCAUCCCCAAGACCACCAUCGAGGCCCGGAUCAAGGAGGCCCGUCUGCCGGACGCGAGCCACCUCGUCCGCGGCUUCGCAAGCGCCGUCCUCGCGCUCGGCGCAUAUUACCACCAUCUCUACCGGCGGCGGCAUCACGGAGACGCGGUCGUCGCCGGUUGCGGUGUCCAGAAGCAGAAGCAGAAGCAGAAGCAACAUUCUUGCUCACGCAACGGCGACGGCGGAGACUUAGACGGCGUCCAGGCGUCGUGGCGACUACGUGCCGCCCUUGCUUUCCGCGGGUGUGUGAGAAGUUUGCCGAGUCAGCUGUUGAAACUCCAGGCCUCCAUUGCCAGUGAGUGCGAUUUACCAUCUCUUGUCACCGAGAAUGUGGCAAUUGCUGUCAUGCAUGUUCGCGAACUGGAAUUGGUACAGAUGAAUGCCAAUGAUGAGGAGUCUGCACUCAGCUCGGCAUACUCGUACGUGCUAGACGUGUCUCACGCUCUUGAUCGAGGAGCGCCUCCGGAAGACCAUGUUCUUUCGUGUGCUUCACAUCAAGAAACUUUCAGAGGAGGGAGACCUCCCCAAAAAGCCAACUGUUGGUCCAUGAUGCUGACGUCCUCUGAGAUGCUCGACUGCGACCGGAUGUACGGCUCGAGCCCCUCAAACCACGGGUCAGAAGAGGACCUGCUGGGUAUACGCUCCCUGGCGACUGUAAUGCACGGCUGCUUAAGAAGGCAGUUCAGUCCUCGGGCGUCUUACACCCACUCUUCCGAGAUGGUGAUCCCUGGUGGCGGCAGAAGGCAAAGCCAUUGGGAGUCCCAAGACCAGCUUCGGCGCUGGGUCGAGCUCUUCCCCGGCCUGAACUUGCGGAUAGCGCCAGGGAACAACGGCAGUCUGCCCACCAGCACGUCACGCCUGGCCUUCUGCAUGUACCACCGCGCCGUUUUCCUGACGCAUUGCCCGUGGAUCGCGGCCGCUGCCGGGCUUGACUCUGAGCCCGUGCUCGAGCAUGAUCACGAUGCCCUUGGACGCGGGUGCUGCAUCCGGGCGUGCCUGGAAUCGGCCCAGCAGCUCAUCGACGCCAUCCCUUGCUUCUUUUCCCCGUCAUCAUCCGGCACAAAGCUCGAGAGACAAACUCUGGAGGACCUGGUGCUAGCUAGCAUUUUCCUCAUCAUCUAUUGCAAGGUUGAUAGGGACGUCCCCGUGGAGCAUAGGCGGAAAGCGGUUGCACUGGCAGGGCUAUGCCACGGAUCCUUGGCACGUAUCAGUCUUGACGAGAGCGAUGUCGACUGCGACGGCGAAAGCGAUGGACACGACGAUAGUCUUGGUCACCACCCGAUCCUUGAUCGCAUUGGUAUGCUGGUGUCAAUCGCCGGUCGUUGCAAUCCCACAUAG